ACAUAUUUACAUUAACAUAAAAAAAAUUUAUAACUUAUUCUUCAGAACUCGGACUUCCAUCUGUGGUUGCAUUCAUGUAAUGCUUCGAUUCGAGUUGGUACGAUGACUCUUGAGCUCGACGUCUUGCUAAGAGCCAAUCUUGGUUGCAAACCAGCCACCAACGAGGGAGCCAGCGUCCCUGUGGCUGCUACCAUACCGGUAAUUUCAGCCCCGGUGUUGCCUCUGGGUCUGAGCUCUGUCCCGACGGCCAGCGUGAUUAGUCCCUUCGUGACCCCCGUCUCUUCCGCUGGACCGAGGGUAACGUUCCCACCAAGCAUGGCUCAGUUCAUGAAUGACCCAGCCAACCUACAAGCCAUCCAGGGCUUUGGCCAGGUCAUGGCCAUGUGCCACCAGAACGGGGGGAUGCUUUUCCUCCCAGGUAUGUUCCCAUUCGCCCUUCCAGGCGCGGGGACCAUGCCUCUACAAGCUCCGAUGGCGGUGACGUCGUUCCAGACGCCGAUGCCGCAACCAUCACCUUUCCAGCCCCAGCUGGUUUGCACCAUGGCCCCGGUCAACUUGGCCAGUGCACUUAACGCUGCAGGGCCGUCGCGUCCCCCGCAAGCUACGGAUCCACAGGUCACCCCUGAUCGUCAUUGCGUCUCGAUUGAGAGCGAUGACGGCGAGUGGGACAUCUCGAGGGCCCACAAGAAGAAGAAAGGAAAAAACAUCCGACUAGCGACCUCCCGAAACUCCGCCUUCGAAAGGCUGGGGGAUAGGGAGGAAGGCCAAAGGAAGUCAGCCAAGCAGAGGCUGGGGCAGAGUGUUGCCCAUGUCAGCGCAUUCGCCCGGCUAGGCGAGGUGCGGGAGGCCGAGCCUGCCCGCACCCGGCGCUCCCGGUCUAACCGGCAGGAGCCAGCGAGGACGAGGGCCUCCCACCAGAAAGGGGAGGCAGAAAGCCAGCCCAGGUUACCGGUGGCAAACCGGUUAACCAUCCCAAACGACCGCGUCCAGCAGAUGGAGGCAAAGCUGGAAAGGCUGGAAAAGAAGGUCGGGGAGAAGAAUGACCGGGACAAACCCCUGGUAGGGUCCCCGUUCACCACAAGGGUCCAUCUGACACCUUUCCCGCGAAAGGUCAAGAUCGACGCCCCCAGAUUCACCGGGAAGGAAGAUCCGGAGAUCCACCUGGACUCCUUCAACCAGAGUGCGACCAUGAACGGUUGCACCGAUGAAGAAAAGUGCCUACUUUUCUUCCAGACCUUGCGGAGCCGAGCAACUGAAUGGUUCAAUAAGCUUCGCCCGGGAAGCAUUGACUCGUUCAGUGAUUUGGCCUCAAAAUUCAAGGCGAAGUUCCAGGAGAAUUGUACUAAGAGGAAGAAGUUCACCUAUCUUAGUACAGCCGGGCAGAGGGAGUCUGAGAACCUCACUCAGUUCCUUACCCAGUGGAAGGAAGAGGAGUUCUGCCGGAAACCCCCAGCCACGUACCAAGAGGCCUAUCAUACUGCAUGGGAGUUUGCUGAAGCUGAAGCCCAGCUCCGGGCAAAGAGAGAAGCUGAGCAUGGUCACAAGCCCAAGCCGGUGCAAGUCAAGAAGGAAGAAGCACCGGGACCUAGCCGGCCGAGGCACCACUAUGACCCGGUCAUCCGAGUGGUCAAUACAGAAGAAUGCCAAGAAGUCCGGAAAGCACCGGUCAUUCCUCCAGAAAACCCUACCGGUCAAAAAAUGGAUUUGCAAAGAACGAACGUUCAUCCAGGACCAAUUAAUAAUGAUGUACUAGUUCUAGGACCCGGCGAGCAUCGAUGUGAUAAAGUGUGGCAAGAUCGAGCGUUCGCGGAUGUUCUGUUGAAAUGCGUUAAGUAUUAUGGUAGCUUGCAUGAAGGGUUGGGGGUGGACCGUCAUAGACGUGUUACGGGGAUUCUGCGAGAGUACGGAUUUUACGGAGUGGAGAAGAUUUCUAAGUUACAGAUUGAUUGGGCUCUGAUUACUGCCUUAGUGGAUAGGUGGCGGCCAGAGACCCAUGCCUUUCAUCUUCCAUUCGGUGAGGUCGGCAUCACAUUACAGGAUGUUGAGGUUCUUCUUGGUCUCCCCGUGAAUGGCACUCCUGUGGUUGGUUCGGCGGAAAGGACGAAAGCUUACUGGGUGCAGCUCUGUGAGGAUAUGAUGGGUUUUAGGCCUGAUCUAGUAGACUUGACGAAGACGCAGAUCAAAAUGACUGCGAUUACAUUCAUUGGGCUCACUUACCAUAGCGUCGAGGUCGACUUUAUACAGCAUACGCGGGCUCUAAUGCUGAAGAUUAUGGGUGGAGCCUUAUUUUCCAGCACGACUGGUAAUAAAGUGAACUUAUUCCUGAUUGAGUUAUUAAUGGGUACGACACAGGAGGUGCGGAGUCGGGCCAUAGGCGUAGCUGUAUUGGCCUGCCUGUAUCGUAACUUGUGCAACGCGGCUCUUGCUAACACUGCACAGAUCGCAGGCCCACUGGUUUUACUACAAGUUUGGGCUUGGGAGCGCAUCCCGACGUGUAGACCACAGGGCAUGUUACUCCCUCACGACGUCGCGGGAGCGGCGUACGGUGCUAGAUGGGUAUGUUCUCAUCGAUGGACAGCGUCGUCUGCUCAUUCAAUUAGGCUAUACCGAGACCAGCUUGAUAGACUUCAGGAGAGCGAGUUCAUUUGGACACCUUAUCCAGAGUUGCAUGACUUGCACCCAGACUGCUAUGCCGGGAUAGGAGUGUGGCGAGCACAUGUUCCAUUGAUUUACACGUACAUGGUAGAGAUGCAUUACCCGGAUAGGUUCUCUCGUCAGUUUGGUGGACUCCAGGAUAUCCCUGAGGCAGUGGAACGGCUGAUUGGGAACCCAGAGCAUCGUGCUGAUUUUGUACCUGGAUACGUGCCGAUUAGUCCAGACAUACAUUGUUUGUUAUUCAGUAUGUUGGACAUUGCUCGAGUCUCAGAUGUUGAUCUUCUUGGCCCGGCUCCUGAUAUGUAUGCACUAGCGCAUGAUGUGCACAAGCGAGCAGUGCAGUCUAUCAGAGCCGCGGGGUAUGGCCAGAUGCUUUCGCAUCCAGCUGAAGCACCAAUGUAUGACCCGGUUGUAGUACCUCGACGACAUGAUAGACGUCGUGAUGCACCGGAUCAUGGCAUAUCAUUGCAUAACCGCGUCAAGAGGUCAGGCCCUCUUUCGCGGGCCCCUCCAGGAGCCUUCGGGAUCCAACGGGUUUCAUCUCGAGGGCUUGUACAUACUAGACUGGAGAGGAGGGAGCUAUGGGAUUCUAUUAGAUCACUUUUUCCUAGAUCUGAUCCUUGGAUUAUUGGCGGGGACUUUAAUAAAGUUGCAAGCAUAUCUGAGCAUAAAGGCCCUAUUUGUCCUGACAUAGGAAGCAUUGAGGAUUUCACUCAAACCAUUAGUGACCGUGAGUUGGUUUUCCCACCUUUUUUGGGGAACUCUUUCACUUGGUUUGGGAAGAGGGGUAGGGGAAAUGUGUGCAGAAGGUUGGAUAGGGUUUUGGUUAAUGAGGGUUGCAUGGAUUGGUUUCAAUCUCUGAAAAUUAGGCAUUUGGGAAGAGGGAAAUCUAACCAUAUGCCAAUCUUACUCAGACUUCAAAAUCUUCCAACAACCGGUCAAAAGCCUUUUAGGUUUUUAAAUGUUAGGCGCUCUCGUGCUACUUUCCAGGAGUUACUGCAAUCUUCUUGGGACAAAAGAUAUGAUGGAGGUGGAAUGAGGGGUAUGGCUGAUAAAUUGCACCAUCUUAAGAAGGGCCUUCUUAAAUGGAAUAAAGAAACAUUUGAAAAUAUUUUUGAGGAGAUGUCCAAAGCUGAAACCAGAGCUGAAAAGGCUGAGGCAGAUUUUGAUCUGGAUGAUUGUGAGGCUAACUUUAUGGAGUUUAAGCUUUCUAGGGCUCUUCUUCAACAGGCUCAUAAGAAGGAAGAGGCUUUUUGGACUCAAAAAGCCAAUAUUAAAUGGAUUUCCCAGGGUGAUGCUUCUACUUCUUUCUUUCAUGCUUUUGUUAAGGGCAGAAGGAAAAGACUUCACAUUUCAUCUUUGAAAACUUCAAAUGGUAUUACUUCCUCUCUAGAUGGCAUCUCCAGGGCAGCCAUUGAUCAAAUCCAGAAGCAUGACCCUUUUUGUAAACAGGAUAGACUUCUCUCUACCUCUCCUACCUCACACAGUGUUGUUGAAGUAACGGUAGAAGGUGGUAGGUUUGCAACAUUUUGGCUUCUCAUAUUCCACUUGUAUGUACAGAGUACCAUGGAGAAAAGCGGAAGAAGAAUAAAACUGAAGAUGGACCGGGUGACAAAGAUUCAAGCCACAAGAACUCGAGGUCCAGGGAACAACCAGUUCUGACCAGACCUCCAUGCCGCUGGAUCGGCUCUCGCCAUCCAUGUUCCCAACCAUUGCCAGAGAUCGAUUCUAACGAGGUCACCACCGGCACGUUUUUGAUUUGGGCAGCUGGCGAUGAUAUAUUAGGUAGUCUGGAUUCGGUACUGUACAUCAGUUGCGUUCUGUCCGAGGAGGGAAAGAGAAAACAAGGUUUGUGUCUGAGGAGAAAUUCACAGAUUUAGUUGCUGAAAACGCUCAAUUCAAUAAGGCUCUCAUGGCUCUCUUGUUGUGUUAGUUUUUUUGUUCUUAAGUAUGGUAUGAAAAGCAAAUCGAACCCUUAAGAAGAGGGUUUGAUUUAUCCCUUGUGCUUAUGCCUUCUUAAAAAUCAAUGGUCUGUUUUUAGAAAAGCAACUUCUAUUCUUUGGAAAGUUCAAUAUUCAAUUUAGGUGGUGGGCAAAUUAUGUGGGCAAAUUAUAGUCCCUAACAAAUAAUAGAUAGUUUUCUAGAAUUUUUUACUAUAAUAUGCAUCCCUUGUUUCAAGGUAUACAUGUUUUUUAGGGGCUUUUAUUCCAACCUACUCAUUAAAAAUAAUAGGAAUGCUUAUUGAAACAAAUUCUUAGGAUUUUA
Messenger RNA from Cuscuta campestris, 4920 nucleotides. The record is from the annotation of a GenBank genome assembly. Lineage: Eukaryota; Viridiplantae; Streptophyta; Magnoliopsida; Solanales; Convolvulaceae.